This is a messenger RNA of Scutellospora calospora, 1101 nucleotides long. The record is from the annotation of a GenBank genome assembly. Lineage: Eukaryota; Fungi; Glomeromycota; Glomeromycetes; Diversisporales; Gigasporaceae.
AUGUUAACAUGGAUUGCCAACUUUUUAGAAGAAUAUGGUUGUAACAUAAUACAAGUUGGCUUACCUCAACUACCUAAUCACAUUUACGAAAUAAUACAAAUUCAAGAACAAUUCAAUAAUUAUGAUAUAUUAAUCUCAAAAAAAGAAAAAAUGAUUAAUAAACUUAACGCUGAACAGAAAGAUAUCUACAACAAAAUUAUGUAUCAUAUAUAUAACAACAAACCCCUAAUAGUAUUCAUUAAUAGAUAUGCAGGCCAUGGUAAAACAUUUUUAAUAAAUACAAUAUGUACUAUGGUAAGAAGUUUAAAAAAAAUAAUUCUUCCCUGUGCUACAACCAGUUUAGCUACACUAAACUAUAUUGGAGAUCGUACUGCACAUUCGUUGUUUCGAAUCCUAGUUGAAUACAAUGAUGAUAGAUGCAAAUGUCAAAUAAAUCCAGAAAGUGAACGUGCUGAAUUAAUUCGAGAAUCAUCUGCUAUUACUUGGGAUAAAUUACCAAUAGCUCAAAAGAGUAACAUUGAAGCAGUAGAUAUAUUAAUUCAUAAUCUUUGCAAAUAUAACUUACUAUUCGGAGGAAAAAUUUUUAUAGAUGUAGGAGACUUUCAUCAAGUUGCUUCAGUAAUAUCAAAUAGUAGUCAAAUAGCUACAAUACUUGAAUCAAUAAAAUCAUCUUCAUUAUGGAGUAAAUUUGAAAUUUUUAAUCUUCAAAUACUGAUUCAAGACUCUUAUGAUAUAGAAUAUUCAAAAUUAAUAGAUGAUAUAGGUGAUGAAGUAAAUAAAAUUAAUGAUAUAAUUCUACAACAAUUAAAAGGAAAUGAAACAAAUUUAUACAGUACAGAUGACCUAGCAAAUGAUAAAAUACAAGAAAAUAAUACAAAUCAACGAAACAUGCCAACUACUGAAUUAUUAAAUUCAUUCAAUGCACUCAAAAUACCUCAACACUGUCUUACAUUAAAAUGUAGUUGUGUAGCUACUAUAAUGCGUAAUCUUUCACUACAAGAUGGCCUAUGUAAAAACAGCAGAGUAAUUAUUAUAAAUAUUGGAUAUCAAUUAAUUACAGUAAAAAAUCCUAAAACAAAUUGCAUUGCAUAUUUGUCAUGA